AUGGGGAAUUUGUUCGUGAAGAAACCACAGAUCACGGAGGUUGAUCGAGCGAUUCUCUCUCUUAAAACCCAGAGACGCAAGCUCGGUCAAUAUCAGCAGCAGCUUGAGAAAGUAAUUGACGCGGAAAAGCAAGCUGCAAGAGACUUAAUCCGAGAAAAUCGAAAGGAGAGGGCUUUGUUAGCAUUGAGGAAGAAACGGACGCAAGAAGAGUUACUGAAGCAAGUAGAUCAGUGGGUCAUCAAUGUUGAACAACAAUUGGCAGAUAUUGAACUUACGAGCAAACAAAAGGCAGUGUUUGAGAGCUUAAAGCAAGGAAGCAGUGCUAUUAAAGCGAUUCAAAGCGAGGUGGACCUCGAUGAUGUUCAAAAACUUAUGGAUGAUACCGCCGAUGCUAAAGCGUAUCAAGAUGAGCUGAAUGCUAUACUGGGAGAGAAGCUUUCAGCAGAGGAUGAAGAAGAGAUAUUAGCAGAAUUUGACAACCUAGAAAGUCAGCUUAUUGUUGAUGAGUUGCCUGACGUGCGUACUGUGGAGUCCGAAGAAUCAGAGAAGUUGGAUCUUCCGGAUGUGCCAACAGAUACACCUGUCGCUUCCAAAACACCAGCUGAAUCCGCCACACAGAGAAAAGUUCUCGAAGAACCUUUGCCAGCUUGA
This is a messenger RNA of Thlaspi arvense, 651 nucleotides long. The record is from the annotation of a GenBank genome assembly. NCBI's taxonomy places the organism in Eukaryota, Viridiplantae, Streptophyta, Magnoliopsida, Brassicales, Brassicaceae.